Molecule: messenger RNA, 708 nt
Organism: Epithele typhae
Lineage: Eukaryota; Fungi; Basidiomycota; Agaricomycetes; Polyporales; Epitheliaceae
Product: kinase phosphorylation protein-domain-containing protein
Exons: 3
Coding region: 1-708 (235 amino acids)
Source: RefSeq, a predicted model, not a curated record
AUGUUCGAACCGGUGCGUGGAGGAACUCGUGGUGGCCAGGCUGAGUUCAAGUGGUCGGACGUGUCGCAAGACAAGGACCGUGAGAACUACCUGGGUCACAGCAUCAACGCCCCGACCGGGCGAUGGCAGAAGAACAAGGACAUCCAUUGGUACCAGCGCGACCUGGACGACAGCGAAGAGGCGCGAAAGGAGGAGCUGAGGAAAGUGAAGGAGGCCGAGGCGGAAGCCUUGGCCGCGGCCCUCAGAGGGUUCGCCCCCGGGGCCAAACCUAGUGGGAGCGACGGUGCAGGGACCGGGGCCAACGCGAUCGCGGUGCCCGUGAAGGCCUCUUCCUUGGACGAUCUGGACCCGGAGAAGGAGGAGCGGCCGCUGCGCAAGGCGCAGAAGAAAGAGGAGAAGCGGCUGAAGAAGGAGCAGCGGCAAAAGGACCGGGGCGACGCAGCGAGCGAAGACCGUCGGCACCGUCGCUCGCGGUCUCGCUCCCCACUACGGAGGGAUCAGCGCCGGUCGGCAUCUCCCAGACGAAGAGACCGUUCGGCGGGGCCGGGCGAGCGUGCGGAACGCGCACGCACGCCGCCACGUCGGAGGGCGGAGGGGCGCGACUACGACGAGGAGGCCAGGAACAGGGAGCGGGAGAUGGCGCGGCGGCGGUGGGACGGCAAUGCGAGUCGCGACCGGCCGUCGGGCUCGCGCUGGGGGAGGUGUUGA